This is a messenger RNA of Exophiala mesophila, 2653 nucleotides long. RefSeq lists its product as uncharacterized. The coding region runs from base 730 to 2445 and encodes 571 amino acids. The record is from RefSeq and is a predicted model, not a curated record. The transcript is spliced from 2 exons. NCBI's taxonomy places the organism in Eukaryota, Fungi, Ascomycota, Eurotiomycetes, Chaetothyriales, Herpotrichiellaceae.
CUCAGAACCCCAACUUGCUCCAAAACAUCCAAAAUCCAUCAUCCUACCAACUUACAAAGUAACCAACCACACUGGAGCCUCUCGACAAUCAACAACUGUCAUCUUGACCGACUUGUUUUCCUUCCUUGCUCCUUCUUUGCACAUCCUCCCCGUCACCUGCCUCAAAAUCUGUCGCUUCCGUGAGCGAGAGCGAGAGCGAGCCUCGACUCAACCAAGCUACCAUCAAAAGUCCUUCCCACCGCACCUCGUCAUCGAACUCUUUGAACUCCAUCAUCCCUCCCUCCAUCCUGCAAACCGCUGAACGUGCUUCAAAUUCCACACCAAGUGCGAAUCAUCUUCUUCUCUCCCCUCCUCAACCACGAACCCUCAAUUGCAAACCUCCACAUUCUGAAACAUUCGAGUCCUUGCACCACAAGCCUCGGCGCAUUGUCAUAGCUCUCUUCGACUUUUCGUGCAAGCCCCAAACGCCACAUAACCCGAGACGAUUUGAUGACGCACUGAAGUAGUCACAAUCGGUAGAGACUCUUGGAGGCAGGGCCUGGCAGGCGGCUGGCGUGAGCCUGGAGUGCACCCUCAAGGUGACAAAAGAAGCACAAUCAUCGUGCCCUUACUAUAGCUCUCGCAGCGCCACCUCCACCUACAGACUAGGUUAGGAACUUGGGUGCGACCAAAGAUUCCUUCCAGGCCUCGGCAUCCCCAAUGGUCUUCACCUAGGUUGAUCUCAAGGCAAUGGAAAGUACCCAAGGAUUCGCCACAAGGGACGAGCUGUGGCGCAUUCAGGAAACCUUGAACGAUUUGUCAAGCACACAAGCCCAUCACGCAGACCGAAUCAUGCGAUUAGAGCAGAAAGCACUGGAUGGCUCACGAUCCACAAGAAGUCUCUGGGGUGCGGCAUCGCCUUUCCCAGGGACGUUGAGCUCAAGCCAGCACGACUCUGCCCUCAAUCCAGCUGCAGAGGCAUUCCGUAAUUUUGAUGCCGACCCGGGGACAAGUAUGAUGAGUUCGUUGACCUUGGACGCCGGAGACGACCCCCGAAGAGCUGCUGCCUCACGAGCCAAUUCGGUUCGGUUCGACGAAAGUGCUAACAAUCACUAUGGUUCAUCUCGGCAGUCUAUGGAGCUCCCUCAACGCACCGGAAGCGGGCUUGGUGGACACGCCAUGUCUGAACGAUCGCUGUCCCACCGCUCGGAUGGACGCGCCAGUGCAGUGGGAUUUGCACGGACAAACAGCUUUGGCUUGGAAUCGAGUCGCCUCCUGGGGUCCAUUCACAAUUCGCCCAGGGUGUCAUGUAACCCGCCUCCUGGCUUCUUCAUACUGAGCCCGUGUCCAUCCAUCAUCCGGUGCUGGUUAACCGAAACCUUCACCAACAGCAGUCUCCUUUAUGCGGCCAUUUGCACCGGAUCAGCCCAGUCGUCAGUGACAUUGUCGCUAGUAGAGAAGCUCAACCUGGCCGAUCUCAUUUUCGACGAUGGGGAUACGCGCUUCAUCAGACUCCCCGUCUACCUGACCGAAGCCAAGGUCCAUACGACUGCUGUGCGAUCUUCAAGUCCUAUGCCCCAGAUUCCCACGUUAUCUGUCAAGUUUGUCGUGGAUGAGAGCGAGGUCCCCAAUGAUGCAAUUCAGAUCGUCGUGGGCAGUGAUGUUCUGAGAUCACAUAAUGCGGAUAUCUUGUUCUCGCAAGACAAGCUGAUGAUUCUAGACGAGGACAGGAACCAACUUUCAAUACCUCUGGUUCGACCAGAAGACGAUGCGGUCUACAAAGAUCUCUCCACUGCCCCACGUGUGAGACCGGCCUCGGAUACGGCGAUGCUCCCCCCGCCCAUGUCUUCGAGUGGGCAAGGCGACAUUGGAGUUAUCGGUGGUCCUGGAAAGGUUGGCACGCGAACGGCAAAGUCGCCUAGCAUGGAUCACACGAGUGUAGAUCCUUCUGGUGGGGAUCUCUCAGCACAUAAAUCUGACCCAACGGAGGAGGCGCCCACGAGAACAAGUCUGGAUUAUAAUUCUUCACGAACCGCUGAUGACUCGAAAUCAACCACCGGGAGCGAGAAGUCGUUUACCACCCCUCAGUCGAAGACUAGCGCCCGUGUUUGGUCCAACUCGUGGCGAUCCACACCAUCUGGAACUGCUAGUACGGAAAGCGCUUCCAAACCGCCCCCGAGUUAUGCGAGGCCAAGCAGUUCCAGACAAAUGAAGGUCUUACGACCCUCAAAGUCAAUGGCCAGCGCCAAUCGAACUACAACGUCUACCGGAAGCCCUAGUACGAACGGGGCAGAAAAUGGCGUGCAGUCAAAGAAUGGACUUUCUGCCCGCCAACCGCAUCAGCCUGAUAUUGGAGACACCAAGUCAUCUACAGGGACUUCGACCAAGGCCAAUCCCGUUGGAUCAGGAACUGCAUUCGGAUGGUUGAACACUGGACCCAUUCGAAGAACCAGUGCGAACGACUAAAAUGGACAGGCAAGUUGGAGCAGCAGUGCUCUAGGUAUGGCUGGUGCGGGAUCCCAAGAUUAUGAUUCAGGAUCAAUGAGAAUGGUAGUAAAGCAACUCUUGUAUUGAAUGGGGUCGUUGAUUAGACCAUCUUGGAGCCAUUCCAAGAGACACAAAAAAGGACCAAAAAGGAGACUCGAUAAGAGGAGCAUCACUGCUUCAACUAGCC